This is a messenger RNA of Wallemia mellicola CBS 633.66, 2770 nucleotides long. Its product is annotated as DUF625-domain-containing protein. Gene Ontology annotation, molecular function: protein phosphatase activator activity. Gene Ontology annotation, cellular component: nucleoplasm; protein phosphatase 4 complex. Gene Ontology annotation, biological process: DNA damage response; protein dephosphorylation. Lineage: Eukaryota; Fungi; Basidiomycota; Wallemiomycetes; Wallemiales; Wallemiaceae. The coding region runs from base 1 to 2709 and encodes 902 amino acids. The record is from RefSeq and is a predicted model, not a curated record. The transcript has 3 exons.
AUGGAGGAAACAGAAGGAGAGAGUAACAGAUCUACAAAUUUAGAUUUAAAUGAAGGUAGUAACAGUCCAGAUCGUCCACCUUCUGCGAGCUUAGGAAGUCCUCCCCAAAAUGGUGACCAACUUGGAGAAAGUGAGAAACACGUCGAUGAGCCAAAUGAAGAAUCUCCUAGGGAGCCAAGCUCUAGUCCACCACCAACUGAUGCUGCUCGACGUGUCAAAAUCUACAAGUUGACAACACAAGAUUGGGUUGAUCACGGUACAGGCUUUUGUACAGGUAUAUACGAUUCAGAACGCGAUGAAGCAAUGUUAGUAGUCGCUAAUGAGGAUAAUCAAGACCAAAUUCUACUUAACCAUUUCAUAAGUCCAGCCGAUAUUUACUCGCGUCAACAGGACACACUAAUAGUAUGGACCGAAUCUGAUGGCACAGAUUGUGCAUUGUCAUUUCAAGAAGCUGAUGGUUGUCUUGAAAUGUGGGAUUUCAUUUCUCAGGUACAAAGACAUGUGCAGAAGACAGAUGACUAUCCCUAUAUAAUUGAUUCGCCAGUCCAACGAAGACAGAAACAACCAAGUCAGAAGUUCAAUCUCCCUCCAGAUACACCAGAUUUAGGUAAUUUGGAAGAGGUUUACGUCAAUAUAAAAGACUGCUUAUCGAGAACAAUGCAGGGAAGAGAGAAGUUGAUUACUUGGUUGAUAAAUAAUAAUUACAUUGCAAAAUUAAUCCAUGUUUUCAAUCAAGCUGAAGACUUGGAGGCUUUGGCUGAAUUACAUAUGCUUUCGACGAUUUUGCAUUAUAUAUUGUCAGCUAAUGAUAGCGUUAUUUUUGAAUACGUCCUCUCCGAUGAAAUCUUCUUGGGAAUGUGCGGUAUACUCGAAUACGACCCCGAUUAUCCAACUUUGAAAGCAUCCUACCGCUUAGAUCUGACGACAACAUCAAGGUAUAAAGAGGUAGUACCAAUUCAUGACCAAAAUUUGAAAUCAAAAAUACAUCAAACAUACCGCUUACUAUACCUCAAAGACGUCAUUUUAGCAAGAACUUCUGAUGAUACUACAUUCACAUUACUUAACUCAUUCGUAUAUUACAAUCAAAUUGACAUUAUUAAGCAUAUACAAAAUGAUACCGACUUCCUUGAUAGGUUGUUCGGCAUUUUCAAUGAUCCUUCAACUGACACACCUGAUCAACCACCUACAUUGCGUCAAGAUGCUGUAUUAUUCCUCAGGGAUCUCUGUACGAUGGGUAAAAAUAUACAAAUGCAGACCAGACAGGAGUUAUAUAAGGCAUUAGUCAAUAGAAGUUUACUAGAUGUUUGCAAAUGGUCAAUAAAAAGACCUGAACCUAUUUUGCAUAGUAUAGGAUCAGAGAUAUUGAUGAUCAUUAUUGAUAAUGAACCAAACGUAGUCAGACACUUUAUUCUCACCGAAGCAAAUUCAACAAAAGAGAAAUCGAAAGAAACAUUCACACUCAUGCAAGAAAUGUGUUUGAGUUUAGAUAGUAGUAGAGAUUUGGGUUAUAAGAAUCAAAUUUCUGAAGCUAUUAGAUUGUUACUUGAACCACCUAAUGCUGCUGCAGAAGCUGCUUGGACGGUUGCCAAGCCACGACUUGAUCCUACUAAUGACGAAUUUUUAAGCUACUUUUAUGAUACUUGCAUCAAUAGCCUUUUCAAACCUUUACUUGAAAGUCCUGAUAUACCAUUGAAUGAAGGUAAGUUAAUGUUCCAAUUCUUGCUAAUAUCUGACGGAAAUGUAGCACCUCCCCAACUUGACUUUAAUCAAUCAACCAUUGCAUUGUCACUCUGUGAUCUGUUGUCGUUCUUUGUCACGAAUCAUCAAUUCAGAGCACAGUAUUUUAUACUCCAAACACCUAUAUCUAAGAAAUUAGUACAAUUGUUACGUGUUAAACAAAAGCAUCUGAGAUUAGCUGCUUUACGAUAUUUGAGAGCAUGCGUCUCUUUGAACAAUGAAUUCAUGGUCCGUUAUUUAGAUCGCCAAGAUCUCUUUAAACCAAUGUUGGAUGUAGCAUUGAGAGAAGGUCGCAAAGACAACUUGAUUAGCGCUUCUAUCUUGGAUUUAUUUGAGUCGAUAAGGCGAAUUAACAAUAGAGUGAUGAUAAAUAGCUUAGUUGGGAAGCAUGAAGAGGAUGUACGGCAACUAAUGAAGUACACUUUUAUUGGUGGUGUAUUCACAAAAUUGUUUGAAAGAUGGGAACAAUUGAAUGAACCUGCCCAACCAGAAGCAUCUACCAGCACCAUUGUCGAUAAUAACUCCGGUGGGUUCCUCAGAGAACGCAAAUCGAGUGAUGCAACUGCUGAAGACGACUAUUUCAACAAGGAUGAUGAAGAUGAAGCUCGGAAUUACAUAAAUGAUGAUCCUGGUGGUAAUACGACUAAUAAGACGACGCAUCAUUCACUCAGUAAUGCACCGACACCAACAGCUACAUCACUCGUUGAUUACAAUGAUGAAGACGAAGAAGACCAAAAGCGGAAUUCGGUAGAAACGCGGGCUGUAGUUGAUAAAGAUGAAGAGAGUACACCGGCUGAAGAAAGGCUAACACAUAUGGAAGUUAGGCUAUCAGAGAAGAGGCAGCGGGAGGAAGAUGAUGAUGACCAGGUCGCACAACUUAUGCAUAACAAGAAACGUCUCUCACCGACUAAUGAUAAUGAUAAUACUAUGACAGUGAUUAAUUUGAACAAUAAUAGUAACACCAGCAGCUAAAUUACCGACUAUAUAUUAUUUAUUGUUUCUAUAUUGCUUAAGUAAUUAAUACAAACAUUGU